UUGGUAAACUUGAAAUUCCAUGCAUGUUGAAGACACCUACCUGUGAGACUGUAGUAUUGGUGAAACUGAUACAACGAGCUGCACUUUGUAAAAAGUUUGGCAAGGAAAUACUCUUUAAUAUUAUUGUACAUGAAGGACUUUGACUCCUCGUUUGAAGGGGAUUGUGAAAGUGAAGAUAGCACUUUUGGAAAAUCUUGGAUCUGGUCGCAAACCAUGAACUAUGUUGGACAAUGGCUGAUAACAGUCAAAGAACUGUACAGGGGGUUAAAUCCUGCAACGCUCUCGGGAUGUAUAGAUGUCAUUGUGGUGCAACAACAAGAUGGCACUUACCAGUGUUCUCCAUUUCAUGUUCGGUUUGGAAAGCUUGGGGUGCUUCGGUCGAAGGAAAAUGUGAUUGACAUCGAGAUUAAUGGCGACCCUGUUGAUCUGCACAUGAAGUUGGGCGAUAAUGGAGAAGCAUUCUUUGUACAAGAAGAAAAUGAAGAAGUUCCUCCUCACUUGGCCACCUCUCCCAUCCAUACGGAAGAAGGACAGUUCUUCAAGGAAAUGAAGUUGGAGAAACCUGGAACUGAUCUGAGGGAGGGGCAGAACUUGGAGAAUGUUGUUCAGGGCGCUGGCCCAGAGACUAUAUGUUCCGGCUCGGGAAAGAAGAAGAAACGACGCAAGAAAAAAAUUAAACCUGAAGAUAUAUUUGAAAUGGACUUGAGUUCUGAGGAAGACAAGCCGGUACACUCGUCCAGGGGAUCGAUAUAUUCUUCUUUGAAGGAAAAUGACUUGAAAGAAUCUCCAGCUUUUCACCAUGAGGUCACUUACCCACAUUCUGAUGGUGACUUGUAUCCAACUGAGAGUACAUCCUAUUCCCAGCCUGCUUCUCCUAAAAGUGAUUCGGAGUUGAUGGUGAAACCAACUGAGUUACUGUUGUCCGAGUCCCACAUGCAGUGGUCUUGGGGAGAGUUUCCCGAGUCAACAAGGGUAAAUAAUGUUAAUAAAAUAGAGAAACUGGAACAACUAAGAGCCUUCACGAUUACACCAUCUGAAAAGACUCACUUCAGGGUUAUCCUCAGCUCUGAUGCCAUGAAUGUAGAUGUGACUGAUGGGGAAAGCACAACUCAUACUUUAGUAAAACCUGAGCCUCGAUCACAUGUGAGCAAUAGCCAAACAGUUAUUGACAACACAGAUGAAUCCUCAAAGGAAAUUCCCAAUGAAGCACUUUCACAACCCGCACCUCUACAGAGUGUCCCAGCAACUACAACUCCUGUAGUACCUCAGAUGGACAGCUUUGCUACAGAUCUUGGAAUGGAGCCUCCAGUUAUUGCAAAGUUAGAUUCUCCAUCAAAGAAAAAAGGUCUUCAUAAACGAAGUCAGCACCAAGGACCUGAAGACAUUUAUUUGGAUGAUCUGACUGUGUUGGAACCAGAAGUUGCUGCUCGUUAUUUUCCUAAAAGUGAGUUUGACAGCAGUUCUAAACAAUGGACUGAAUCAGAUGUGCAAUCUGCUUCUCACUCCCCACAGUUGGUGGAGAACGUGGCAAUGGACAGUGGCACUGAAUGUCCCUAUGAUUCGCCCUCUGACUUACCAGAUCUUGUGUUCUCGCUCUGUGGGGGACUAAGUGAAAAUACUGAGAUUUCCAAAGAGAAAUUUUUGCAACAUGUUGUUACAUAUCAAGAAUUUGCUGAAAAUCCUGGAAUUAUAGAUGAUCCUAAUAUUGUUCUAAGAAUUAAUAACAGGUACUAUAACUGGACAUUGGCUGCACCCAUGAUUCUCAGCAUGCAAGCUUUCCAAAAGUGCCUACCCAAGAAAACAAUUGAUGACUGGGUAAAAGUGAAGAUGCCAAAGAAGUCUGGCAGGUGGUGGUUCUGGCGCAAAAGAGACAGUACUGUCAUACAGCCUGAAACACAAGAAAAACUGAAUGACGCCAACAAACCUGAUCAACUCCGAAACACUGUCACCAGCAGAUCCAAGGAAGAGGGUUCUUCUAGUGAUGAAGACCCAACUCAACCAAAUGAACCAGCAGCAAAUGAUUCAAAACAUACUGAGAACCCCACUCAGGGAUACUCUGUUUCCUACAAGAAGUCUCUGCGGUUAUCUUCGGAACAAAUUGCAAGUCUUAAACUGAAAGAGGGGCCAAACGAUGCAGUCUUUAGUAUAACAACACAGUACCAAGGUACCUGCCGCUGUGAAGGAACGAUAUACCUCUGGAAUUGGAAUGACAAAGUCAUCAUAUCUGAUAUUGAUGGAACAAUUACUAAGUCUGAUGCUUUGGGACAAAUCCUUCCACAGCUGGGCAAGGACUGGACCCACCCAGGGAUCGCAAAGCUUUAUCACAAGAUACACGAGAAUGGCUACAAAUUUCUUUACUGUUCAGCACGUGCGAUUGGCAUGGCAGACAUGACGAGAGGGUAUUUGCAUUGGGUGAAUGAUAAAGGAACAAUCCUUCCUAGAGGACCUGUACUGCUGUCCCCUAGCAGUCUCUUUUCAGCUCUUCACAGAGAAGUAAUAGAGAAGAAACCAGAAAAAUUUAAGAUAGAAUGUUUGAAUGACAUCAAAAGUCUGUUUAAUGUUUACCACCAUCCUUUCUACGCUGCUUUUGGGAACCGACCGAAUGAUGUUUGUGCCUACAAGCAAGUAGGAGUCCCAGACUACAGAAUUUUUACAGUUAAUCCUAAAGGCGAACUAAUACAGGAGCAAACCAAGGGCAAUAAAUCUUCGUAUAUGAGGUUGAGUGAGCUCGUUGAACAUGUCUUUCCUUUACUAAAUCAGGAACAGUGUUCUGCUUUUAUUUAUCCAGAAUACAGCCACUUCAACUAUUGGCGAGAUGUGCUGCCAAGUAUCAAUAUGGAAGAACUUAAUUAGAAAUUAUAUUCAUUGAUUUCUUGUCAAAGAAAUCCCAAGUACUUUUCAUACUUUUCCAAAAGUCUGGUUCGGGUAUAGAUUAAAGAUAGCUAUGUUUAUUUUAUGUACUGAUUCAAUUGUUGUAUAAGCAUGAAUAUGCAGUUAAUACCAGCACAAUUCUCAGGAAUAUUGUCUAGUGUUCAUUUUACCAACUGGUUGCAGCAGAAGGAAAAACAUGAUUUUAGUCAUGUGCCGUCUAUAUGCAAAAACAUUGCACAUACUGUUCGCACUCUACUCUCAUCAUUCCAGUUGCUACUUCUAGUAACUUUUUAAAACAUCAUGGUUUAGAUUAGAGAUUCCUCAGUGUCUUGAAAGUGAUAAUGCCAGGAAAAUGGGCUCAAUCUGUUGAAUAUAAUGGAAUCAAACAAUAACUAAAUUGCCGUUACAUCUUGUGUAACAGUCUGAUUCAUAUUGCAAAACCUAAUGCUAUAUGGUGCUGCUUCAUCUGUGGUGUUAAUGAAUGCCAAUUUUGUAUUGUGAUUUCAAUUGUUUUUUGUUUUUUUAAAUCAAACAAAUUGCACUUCCAUCCCUGUAAAUCAGAUCUAAAUGGUACCUGAUCACUUAAAUAGAAGAGAAAAGAUGUAGGUGUAACCUGACAAUUCUUACAACGGCUGGCUAAUUGGGUGGAGGCAGGCUAUUUGUAACUUUAAAUGUAUUUUGUAACCUAUUGCCAUAAUGUCAUCUAUUCUCUCAUGAAUACCUUUCAUUGAUUUAAAAUAAAAUGUCAGCCAUGUUCCAGCAGCACAGGAAGGAUUUUGCAUGAAGGCAUUUCACAUUGCAGCAAGUGAUUCUUUCUGUGAAAGAUGUGGAUUAGUGUGUUAUGACAACACGUAUGAAAAGAUAAUUAUACUGUUUAAAGUGCUUACAUUGGUUGUAUUAUACUGGGUGAAAGGAAAAUAGCAAUCAUAUUUCUUAGAUUCAGUGUUCUUCACUUUAAACUAUUUGUGGUUAUAUCUGGAAAUAUCUUCAUUUGUUCAAGUGGUAAGAAAUAAUGAACUUUGUAUUUGUCACUCAACCCAAGUCAAUUCUAAGGGGCUUUCUACUAAUGAUCAAUUAUAAUCCUGGUACGAGGUUUACACAAUGUACUAAAACCUGUACACAUUUUGAUGAAGUAGUAAAUUAAACACAUCUCUGUAUAGUUUUCAAAUUAAGAAAUUAUACACUUAGUGACAUUGUGUUGAAAAUACAGUAUUGUUAUGUUUCUGAUAAUGGAAAGUAUUUGCACACCCCUUAUCAAGAGAAAGUCUGAGCUGAAAUUUGAUUUUGUUGUGUCAUUUAUGAAACCCGUUGUGGGUCAACCUUGGAUUUUAGUGAUUGUAUGUAUGGCAGAAUGUGUACUUAUUAUUAACCAUGUUUAAUACAAUCUUCAUUCCAUGUGUGUAUGUACACAUUCUUGGUGGGUCAUGGAAUAAAUAUAACAUCAGAAAUCUUGUA
Messenger RNA from Leucoraja erinaceus (little skate), 4326 nucleotides. It is a transcript of the gene lpin2, whose product is annotated as lipin 2. Lineage: Eukaryota; Metazoa; Chordata; Chondrichthyes; Rajiformes; Rajidae. Gene Ontology annotation, cellular component: endoplasmic reticulum membrane; cytosol; nucleus. Gene Ontology annotation, molecular function: phosphatidate phosphatase activity; transcription coactivator activity. Gene Ontology annotation, biological process: cellular response to insulin stimulus; triglyceride biosynthetic process; fatty acid catabolic process. The record is from RefSeq and is a predicted model, not a curated record.